AUGCAGCUCCUCUCGAUCCAGUCGCACGUGGCCCACGGCUACGUGGGGAACAAGGCCGCCGCGUUCCCGCUCCAGAUGCUCGGCUGGAACGUCGACGUGCUCAACACGGUCAACUUCUCCAACCACACGGGGUACGGCAGUGUCCACGGCGAAGUGGUCGCUGGCGACAAACUCGCCGACCUCUACGCCGGGCUGUGCGACAUAAACGUCCAGUACGACGCCCUGCUCACGGGAUACAUCCACGGCGCCAGCUCGUUGGCCGCCGUCGGCCAGAUGUGCAAGGCCGUGAAAAGAAGCCGGCCCGAGUGUCUCUGGCUGCUGGACCCCGUCAUGGGCGACGACGGCCAGAUCUACGUCAGCGAGGACGUCAUCCCUGUGUAUAGACAGCUGGUGCACAGCGGCCUUGUCGACGUGAUCACGCCGAACCAGCUCGAGCUCGAGCUGCUGCUGGACUUCAAGAUCGCCUGCCGCGCCGACCUGCGACGCGCCCUGGCCACGUUGCACACAGAGCACCAGAUCAAGCACGUGGUGGUCUCGUCGCUGUUUCUGAGCCCGCAGCAGCUCGGCUUGGAGGCCAAAGGCUCUGGACUCGUAUUUCACCGGCGUCGGCGACCUGUUCUCUGCGCUGCUGCUGGACAGGCUGUUCAGACUGCAGGACGUGGUGCUGGCGACGAACCAGGUGCAGAGCGUGAUGUCGCGCGUGCUGGCCGAGACGCAGCGGAUGUGCGUCGAAAAGCUCGGCGCGACGGUGCAGGGCAAGCUCGGCGACGCCACGUCCAUGAAGGAGUGCGAGCUGCGCAUCGUCGAGUGCCGAAACCUGUACCACCUCGAGCUGACCGAUUUCAGGGCGGUGCCGCUCUAACAAUGGUGGAAAAUUUUACAGUGGCUUCUUUCUCUCAGUCACGUGCAAUUUUAUCAGUACCGACGACAAAGUCGAAGCCGCGAGUGAAAGGUUGGCCAAAAGUUAUCGACUCUUCUCCCAAAAUGCUCGUUCCCCACGGAGGCGUCCUCCAAGACCUGCUGCUGCGCGAUGCGCCAAUCAAGAGCGAGCUGAUCGCCGAGGCUGCCACCCUCAAGUCUCUUUCUCUCACCGACAGACAGCUGUGCGAUCUCGAGCUGAUCCUCGUCGGAGGAUUUUCUCCCUUGACCGGUUUCCUCAACGAGGCCGACUACACGUCUGUCGUGCACAAGAUGCGGCUCUCUACGGGCGAGGUGUGGCCCAUCCCCAUUACCCUGGACGUUUCCAAGGAGGUGAGCUCGCAGUUCACGUCGGGCGACAGAGUUGUGCUGAGAGAUCCCAGAGACGACCUUGCGCUGGCUAUUCUCACCGUCGGCGACAUCUACACCCCGGACAAGCAGCUGGAGGCGAAGCAGGUGUUCAGAGGCGACCCUGAGCACCCCGCUGUCCGCUACCUGUUCGAUGUGGCUGGUGAGGUGUACAUUGGUGGCGCAUUACAGGCCAUCAGUGCGCCAAAGCACUACGACUACACCGAGCUCAGAAAGACCCCGGCCCAGCUGCGCUCCGAGUUUGCCAACAAGCACUGGUCCAAGGUGGUUGCGUUCCAGACCAGAAACCCAAUGCACAGGGCCCACAGAGAGCUGACGGUGCGUGCUGCCAGAGACAAGCUGGCCAACCUGCUGAUCCACCCCGUUGUCGGGCUGACGAAGCCGGGCGACAUCGACCACCACACCAGGGUGAAGGUGUACCAGGAGAUCAUCAAAAAGUAUCCAAACGGCAUGGCGCAGCUUGCUCUGCUGCCAUUGGCCAUGAGAAUGGCCGGAGACAGAGAGGCCCUGUGGCACUCCAUCAUCAGAAAGAACUACGGUGCCACGCACUUCAUUGUGGGCAGAGACCACGCGGGACCGGGAUCCAACUCGAAGGGAGUUCCUUUCUAUGGUCCGUACGACGCCCAGGAGCUUGUGGAGAGAUUUUCCACCGAGCUCGAGAUCGAGGUGGUCCCCUUCCGGAUGGUCACCUAUCUGCCCGACGAGGCCAGAUACGCUCCUAUCGACAGCAUCCCAGACGGCACCAAGACGCUCAACAUCUCCGGAACCGAGCUCGGAAAGCGUUUGAGAGAGGGCACCCACAUCCCAGAGUGGUUCUCGUACCCUGAGGUGGUCAAGAUUCUCAGAACCGCUUAUCCUCCAAGACAGACCCAGGGUUUCGCCCUGUACCUGCAGGGGCUGCCUAACUCGGGCGUUGAGGCGCUGAGCUAUGCUCUGCAGGCCACGUUCAACCAGUUUGCCGGUGGCAGGCACAUCACGCUGCUGGAUGCGGCCAAGAUCGGCAGCGGAGCAGUCAGCUUUGUUGUUGGCGAGCUGGUGAGAUCUGGCGCCGGCGUGAUUGUGGUGAACAGCGAGGAGGUCGUUUCGAACGCCGCGCUGGCUGCCAUCAGGAACACCGUUGCCAAGUCCGGCACGUUUGUCGUGGUGUCUGUUGAGACGCCUAGGGCCGUGUGCGAAGCUAACGACAGAAAAGGAUACUUCCAGGCUUCCCGGCAGGACAUCGAGGGUUACGAGGUGCCCGCCGAGGCGGAGAUCCGCGUGGACCUCGACUCUCUGCCGAUCAACACUGCGAUCCAGAAGAUCGUCUUGUACUUAGAGGAGGAAGGGUUUUUCGUGUUCUAG
Ogataea haglerorum is the source of this 2628-nucleotide messenger RNA. RefSeq lists its product as uncharacterized. The transcript is spliced from 2 exons. The coding region runs from base 1 to 2628 and encodes 875 amino acids. Gene Ontology annotation, biological process: sulfur amino acid metabolic process; pyridoxal 5'-phosphate salvage. NCBI's taxonomy places the organism in Eukaryota, Fungi, Ascomycota, Pichiomycetes, Pichiales, Pichiaceae. Gene Ontology annotation, cellular component: cytoplasm. Gene Ontology annotation, molecular function: pyridoxal kinase activity; sulfate adenylyltransferase (ATP) activity. The record is from RefSeq and is a predicted model, not a curated record.